This is a messenger RNA of Acanthosepion pharaonis, 1356 nucleotides long. NCBI's taxonomy places the organism in Eukaryota, Metazoa, Mollusca, Cephalopoda, Sepiida, Sepiidae. The record is from the annotation of a GenBank genome assembly.
AUGGCCCUCAGAUGUUUAACUUCUCGUAUCUGUCGUCGAGUUCUACUUGGAUCACGAAUUCCUUGUCGCCAAAUGUCCGCUUAUUAUCCCAUAAAUAACGAUCUUUUCGGACUCAGUGAUGAACAGAAACAGCUCAGAGAAGUUGUUUUCCAGUUUGCCCAGAAAGAACUUGCACCAAAGGCUAAAGAAAUUGACCAUAAUAAUAACUUUCCUGGCUUGAGGGAUUUCUUUUUAAAGUGCGGAGAGAUGGGAUUACUUGGAAUAACUGCCCCUAGUGAGUAUGGUGGUUCUGAAGGUCUCUACCUUGAUCACUGCCUUAUUAUGGAGGAGAUGUCAAGAGCGUCAGGUGCAAUAGCCCUCAGCUAUGGAGCCCAUUCUAAUCUUUGUGUCAACCAGAUUGUGCGGCAUGGAACGGAAGAACAAAAGAAAAAAUAUCUUCCAAAGUUGAUAUCUGGUGAAUUUAUUGGAGCGUUGGCUAUGAGUGAACCUGGCAGUGGUUCUGAUGUGGUUUCCAUGAAGACAAAAGCUGUAUUUAAAGGUGACCAUUACGAACUGACAGGAAAUAAAUUCUGGAUUACCAAUGGACCGGAUGCAGAUGUAUUGGUGGUUUAUGCCAAAACAGAUUAUGAUAAUCCUGAAGCCAAACAUGGAAUAAGUGCAUUUUUAAUUGAAAAGGGUAUGGAGGGUUUCAACACUGGACCCAAACUUGACAAACUUGGAAUGCGUGGAUCAAAUACAUGUGAAUUAAUCUUUGAAAAUUGCAAAGUUCCAGCUGAAAAUAUGCUGGGAGAACUUAACAAAGGUGUCUAUGUUUUAAUGAGUGGGCUUGACAUUGAACGAUUAGUGCUGGCUGCUGGGCCUGUUGGUUUGAUGCAAGCAGCUUGUGAUAUUUCAUUUGAGUAUGCUCAUAUUCGAGAACAAUUUGGCACUAAAAUUGGACACUACCAAAUGCUACAAUCCAAAAUGGCUGACAUGUAUUGUUCAUUGAAUGCUUGUCGAUCGUACUUAUACAGUGUAGCACAAUCUUUAGACAAAGGAAACCGUGCAGCUAACGAUUGUGCAGGGGUGAUUCUUUAUUGUGCAGAAGCAGGGACAAAAGUCGCACUAGACGCUAUCCAAAUACUUGGUGGAAAUGGUUAUAUCAAUGAUUAUCCAACUGGGCGGCUAUUGAGAGAUGCUAAGCUUUAUGAAAUUGGUGCUGGUACCAAAGUUUAUCUAUCUAUCUAUCUAUCUAUCUAUCUAUCUAUCUAUCUAUCUAUCUCAGUCUGUUCAUUUCUCUCUCUUUCUCUCUCUCCCUCUCCACCUCUCUCUCUCUCUCUCUCUGUCUCUCUCUCUCUCUCUAUAUAUAUAUAUUGA